This is a messenger RNA of Parnassius apollo (apollo), 414 nucleotides long. The record is from the annotation of a GenBank genome assembly. NCBI's taxonomy places the organism in Eukaryota, Metazoa, Arthropoda, Insecta, Lepidoptera, Papilionidae.
AUGGCACACGACAUCGUACUUUAUGUAACAGAUUCACAGUUCUAUAUCAAUGGACACGACAUCGUACUUUAUGUAACAGAUUCACAGUUCUAUAUCAAUGGACACGACAUCGUACUUUAUGUAACAGAUUCACAGUUCUAUAUCAAGGGACACGACAUCGUACUUUAUGUAACAGAUUCACAGUUCUAUAUCAAUGGACAAGACAUCGUACUUUAUGUAACAGAUUCACAGUUCUAUAUCAAUGGACACGACAUCGUACUUUAUGUAACAGAUUCACAGUUCUAUAUCAAUGGACACGACAUCGUACUUUAUGUAACAGAUUCACAGUUCUAUAUCAAUGGACACGACAUCGUACUUUAUGUAACAGAUUCACAGUUCUAUAUCAAUGGGACACGACAUCGUACUUUUAUGUAA